This is a messenger RNA of Daphnia pulex (common water flea), 7335 nucleotides long. RefSeq names its product calcium-activated potassium channel slowpoke-like (gene slo). The record is from RefSeq and is a predicted model, not a curated record. The coding region runs from base 835 to 4413 and encodes 1192 amino acids. The transcript has 30 exons. Lineage: Eukaryota; Metazoa; Arthropoda; Branchiopoda; Diplostraca; Daphniidae. Gene Ontology annotation, cellular component: postsynaptic membrane. Gene Ontology annotation, molecular function: large conductance calcium-activated potassium channel activity. Gene Ontology annotation, biological process: transmembrane transport; potassium ion transport.
CGCGGCCAUGGUUGGGAACGGACGUGCGCGAUCCCGGUGCGGCGGCGAUGCGCGUCAGCCUGGCGACGGCGACGACGACGACGUCGAGCGGUGAGGAGAUCCUUGGGUGUUUUUUUCCGCUCGCGGCUGCUCCUCACUCGACAAGUGCCGACUGCCACCGCCGGAUCUUUUUCUGAGGUUGGCCGUCGCCCCCCUCGCGUUGCGUUCCCGAUGUGCGGCUUCAGUGCAGUGCGAAUUAUUGGAACGCAGCAGUUGGUGAGAGCGACACACAAGACGAAGGAAAACGGCGGCAGCAGCGGCCGAUCAAGUGGACAUUAUUCGCCUUGUUCCGUCCUACUCACCUACGGCCCAGCAUUGUCGACGGUGCCGUCGCAACCAAUCAGACAAGUGAGAAAUCGACCGAGACCACAUCAUCAGCUGGACGUGAUCGUUGCAAUCCGUCGUAACAGUUUCGCCCUGUAGCUGCCGCCGAUCCUCCCCCCCCCCCCCAUUCAGCCCCCCCUUUUUUUGAUUCCGGUGACGGCCAAGCUUCAACAAGAGCAGCCGUAGUCACGGGCUAUAGGGCUGGGGGUUCCGGAAAUUUUUUUUUUAUUAUAUUUUUUUUUUUUUAUUUGAAGUGAAAAAUCCUAUCGAAAAAAAAAAAUUUGUGUUUGGGUUCAACUUUCCUGGAAUUUUUUUUUUUUUUUUUAGUUUUUUUUAGUUUUUUUUUUAAUUGAAUUUGAAUUUGGAAAAAGUCAAGUCAAAUUUUUCAAAGUGGAGUUCACGCAAGAUCAGCACGACCAACCGGACCACCACCACUUCGUCAGCCAUCACCACACGAACCCACACCACAAGAUGUCGGACGACGGCAAAGGUUACGUCCUCUCGCCGGAGGAGGAGGAAUGCCUCAAGGACCGCAAGUGGUGGUGCUUCCUCCUGUCCAGCAUCUUCACCUUCCUGGCCGGCCUCACGAUCGUCCUCAUCUGGCGCGGCCUGUCCAUGAUCUGCUGCCGUAAAGACGCUUCGCCCGAGUACAGCCAGAGUGACCUCAAGCAGCAGAACCUGCCCAAACCGCCGCGCCAAGCCAAGGAGGAGUUCGAAGGCACUUUCGUCACCGACGCCAAGGACUGGGCCGGCGAGCUCAUCUCCGGACAGACCACCACUGGACGCAUCCUGGUGGUACUCGUGUUUGUACUGAGCAUCGCGUCCCUCAUCAUUUACUUCAUCGAUGCAUCCAGCGAGGGUGUCGAACAAUGCAAGGAGUGGUCGAGCAACAUGACGCAGCAGAUCGACCUCGCCUUUAAUAUAUUUUUUAUGGUCUACUUUUUUAUCAGAUUCAUCGCCGCCAGCGAUAAAUUGUGGUUCAUGUUGGAGAUGUACUCUUUCGUCGACUACUUCACGAUACCUCCCUCGUUCGUGUCCAUCUACUUGGACCGGACAUGGAUCGGUCUUCGAUUUCUUCGUGCUUUGAGGCUGAUGACAGUGCCGGAUAUCCUGCAGUACCUUAACAUUCUCAAGACAUCCAGUUCCAUCCGCCUGGCCCAGCUGGUCUCCAUCUUCAUUUCGGUUUGGUUGACGGCCGCCGGAAUCAUCCAUUUGCUGGAGAAUUCCGGGGAUCCGCUCGACUUUAACAAUCCGCACCGGUUGUCCUACUGGACCUGCGUCUACUUUUUGAUCGUGACCAUGUCGACGGUCGGUUACGGCGAUGUCUACUGUGAAACGAUCCUAGGUCGGACGUUUUUAGUUUUCUUUCUACUCGUCGGCUUGGCCAUCUUUGCCAGUUGUAUCCCUGAAAUUAUUGACCUGAUCGGCACUAGACCCAAAUACGGAGGCACGCUGAAGAAUGAACGUGGACGCAGGCACAUCGUCGUCUGCGGGCACAUCACCUACGAGUCAGUGUCGCACUUCCUCAAGGAUUUCCUCCACGAGGAUCGAGAAGACGUCGACGUCGAAGUCGUUUUCCUUCACAGGAAAGAACCCGAUUUGGAGCUGGAAGGCCUGCUGAAGAGGCACUCCACCACCGUCAAGUUUUUUCAGGGCUCCAUGAUGAAUGCCGUUGAUUUGCAAAGGGUCAAGGUCCACGAAGCCGACGCCUGCUUGGUCUUGGCCAACAAAUAUUGCCAGGAUCCGGACGCCGAGGACGCUGCCAACAUCAUGCGAGUCAUUUCCAUCAAGAAUUACUCGGACGACAUUCGAGUCAUCAUCCAACUGAUGCAAUAUCACAACAAGGCUUACUUGCUGAACAUUCCCAGUUGGGACUGGAAACGCGGCGACGACGUCAUUUGCCUGGCCGAACUCAAGUUGGGAUUCAUAGCCCAAAGUUGCUUGGCUCCGGGAUUCUCCACCAUGAUGGCCAACUUAUUCGCCAUGAGAUCGUUCAAAACCUCACCGGAUACGCAAAGGUGGCAAAACGACUACCUUCAGGGUACCGGAUGCGAAAUGUAUACGGAAUCCUUGUCUCCCUCCUUUGCUGGCAUGAUAUUUCCUGAAGCUUCCGAAUUGUGCUUCACCAAGCUCAAGCUGCUGUUGCUGGCCAUCGAACUCAAGUCCGAGGACGGACUCGAUUCCAAGAUAUCCAUCAAUCCCCGCGGAGCCAAGAUCUCCUCAAACACCCAAGGAUUCUUUAUCGCCCAGUCGGCCGACGAAGUUAAACGAGCCUGGUUCUACUGUAAAGCCUGCCACGAAGACAUCAAAGACGAAACACUCAUCAAGAAGUGCAAGUGCAAGAACUAUGUGGGCUUUAUGAUGGUUCAGUCGGGACUAUUCGGAUUAACGUCCCAGAAUCAAGAAUCAAACGUGGCCGUCUUCCGGAAAGGUGUUCGUGCUGUACAAGUCAUCGGUCGCGCAAGUGCGGAUUACUCCAUCUGCGACAAUGACCAUGUGACUCCUCAGUUUACGCCUCCAGAGUUGCCAAAGCGGGUGCAUGUCAGAGGUGAAUUGUUGCGGGAUGACGAUCCACGAUCUCCGCUGCACAAUCAACACAACGCAGCCACUACGCCGCUGUUAUCGGCCGUCAACAAGACCCACAGCAGCACCAACAGGGCCAUGAACAAGCUGACGGGCAACUCGUCGUCCGCCCGCGCCGCCAUCGACGGCGGCCAUUCCCCGUCGCCCGAUUUCAACAUAAGGUCCAAGGAGGACAGUUCCUAUGCUGGUUAUCACCUAUCAUAUGAAGUGAAAAAACUCAUGCCGACCAGUCGAGGAUCCGCCGGCAACGGGUCACACAACACGGGCAUCGCCGACGACCAAGCCCGCGAUUUCGAUUUUGAAAAGACGGAAAUGAAAUACGAUUCGACGGGAAUGUUUCACUGGUCGCCAGCUCGCUCCCUGGAAGAUUGCAUACUGGAUCGCAAUCAAGCGGCCAUGACGGUGCUGAACGGUCACGUCGUCGUCUGCCUCUUUGCCGACCCGGACUCGCCGUUGAUCGGAUUGCGCAAUCUGGUCAUGCCUCUGCGGGCCUCCAACUUCCAUUACCACGAGCUGAAGCAUGUGGUCAUCGUCGGCUCCGUCGACUACAUCCGACGCGAAUGGAAAAUGCUUCAAAACCUGCCCAAAAUUUCAGUGCUCAAUGGAUCACCGCUGAGUCGAGCCGACUUGCGGGCCGUCAACGUCAACUUGUGCGACAUGUGCGUCAUCCUGUCGGCCAAAGUGCCCAGCAACGAUGAUCCCACCCUGGCCGACAAGGAGGCCAUCUUGGCAUCGCUCAACAUCAAAGCCAUGACAUUCGACGACACCAUCGGCGUUCUAUCGCACAGUAAUAGCGGCCGGGAAGCGCUGACGCCCAUUGGCAGUCCCAUCGUUCUCCAGCGGAGAGGAUCUGUCUACGGCGCGAACGUUCCCAUGAUCACGGAAUUGGUGAAUGAUAGCAACGUGCAGUUUUUGGACCAAGAUGACGACGACGAUCCGGAUACGGAGCUCUACCUCACUCAGCCAUUCGCUUGCGGAACUGCGUUCGCUGUCAGCGUGCUCGACUCUCUCAUGUCGACGACCUACUUCAAUCAAAAUGCUCUCACGCUCAUUCGGUCGCUCAUCACCGGCGGGGCCACUCCCGAACUUGAGCUCAUUCUAGCCGAAGGAGCCGGCCUGCGAGGUGGAUACAGCACGCCGGAAACACUUGGUGAACGGGACCGCUGUCGGGUGGGCCAGAUCUCACUCUACGACGGACCUUUGGCCCAAUACGGCGAGGGUGGCAAGUACGGCGACCUUUUCGUUGCCGCACUUCGAAACUACGGCAUGUUGUGUAUAGGAUUGUACAGGUUUAGAGAUACGAGUUCAUCGGUCGAUGCUUCAUCCAAGCGCUACGUCGUUACCAAUCCUCCUGAUGAUUUCACUUUACUACCCACAGAUCAGGUCUUCGUCCUGAUGCAGUUCGAUCCCGGCCUCGAAUAUCAGCCCAACCGAGGAGAACAACAUGGCCGCGAGGGAAACUCCUGACUCUUGCUCUGUAGCGCCCUCACCGAUGGUCCUUAUUCUUACAUUUGAAAAUAGUCAAAAAUUCAAUAAUAAUAAUUAAUUGCAAAUUAUCAGAAAAGAAACAGUUUAAAAAAUAAUAAGCAACACAUUUUUCAAAAAAACUAAACAACACACAACGGAGCAAAACAAAAAAAAAAGAUUCUCGCGGACAGCGUGCUGCGCUUCGAUUGGCCUCUUUUCAAAAAUUUUCUCUUUGAAUAUCAUCCAACUUCCUUGACUCCCCUUAUCGCUUCUCGAUGAUGGAAAAGCCUCCCCCGCCCAACAACCAGUGACUCCCGGUGAAUUUCUGAGCUUAGCCCACCACCAUCUUGUUGUUGUCACGACACGACACACUCCUCUUUUGAUAUGCAAAGAAGAAAAAAGAAGAAAAGGACCCGUUUCCUAAAGACUCAAUCAAAGCCCCAAAGCGAAAUGAGAGAGAGAGAGAGAAAUGAAACGGGGGUUGGGUUCGUUAUUAGGGAUUGAAAUUGACUCUAUGGCGACCUCCAUAUAUCCAACGAUUGUUGAACUGUGAUACCUUGUAAGAAAAAACAAAACAAAAUUUAACCAAAAAUGAAAAAAAUAACUGGCCAAGCGCAGACUACGUACCCAGAUGUUACCGCAAACAAAAAAGAACCACACCCAUUCCUGGUCAAAUAAGUUGCUCCUAAAAAUCCCUCCCUCUAAAGUAAAAAAAAAAAAUCCUGUUUGCAAGAUUGCCACUAUUUGGUUUCUUUUUUAAAAAUUUAAACUUAACACAGUCAAACUGCAACCAUUUUUGUUCUACACCAAAGAAGAAACAAUUUGUUUUUUAGAUUUAAAUUUCAUUUCGAAAUUCAUGGCAUUGUCCCCAUGUUUAUUCAAACCAUCGCGAGGUGCUCUACAGGCGAAAGAAUUCGAAUUCUUUGAUUCGUUGGCAUUUGUUAUACCGAGCUAAAACAAAAAAAGAGGCUAUACGAUUUAACGACAUGAAAACAAAAACAAAUAACCUAAUAGCCGUCUGAAGGAGUCAUUCAAUUGUUACGACUGUUUGACAGCUUCUUGCUGGUUCUACUAAUAUGCAAAUACUUUGGUUUGUCUGUUUGUGUGUGAAUGAAGGGUCGACUGUUGAAGAGCCAGCUCUUGAUAAUUAUUGAUGAGGGGGACAGCAAAACAAAAACAAAAAUUGUUCUUUUUUUCCCCCCGUGUGUUGUUUGUUGUUGCUCUGAUUGAACUGAUUGACUGGGCGGACACUUUGAUCCGCCGCAAAUUGAUUUCUCUUUUCUCCCCUCCGUGUAUAAUAAUAAUAAUAAUAUAAUAGGCGGGCAGGUUGAUUUUUCUGGGCCCCUCCUGACAAAAUUAGGGUUCUUUAUCCGACAAAAAAGGAAAAACCUUGUACUUGGUUGUAUUUUCUCUCUUUUCUAUCUUUAAUUAUCGACCUUGUUCACACACGAAAAGCAUUUCAUGUUCAGAGAGAUGAGGCACCGCUCGAUUAAAAGUAGUCUACUCGUGCGCCGACAUUAAACAUAAAUAGCUGCCCCCCUCGUGAAAAAGAAAAACACUAACCAAAUUACGAAACACUGCUGUAGCCUCUGUAUACUCUUUUGCUAUUUCAUUUUUCUCCGUUUGAUUUUCGUGAGAGCCGAAGCAAAAAAAAAAAGGUUCCGAAAAUUUCACACAUUUUGAUUUUCCUUUUUCGAAUUUUGAUUUCGAGCUAUUUAAAAUAGGGCGUUCCUUGUCUUGGCCAUUUUCACUUAAAAAACCAAAGAAAUCUAUCUCUUUCUUAUUACUCUAUUUAUUUUUCUUUCUCACUAUUAUCUGUCUCUAUACCUGUCUGUUCUCUCUAUCUCUCUUCCCUCUCUCAUCAUUAUUUCAAUAGGAUUACUAAUAUCACAUUCUCUAUAGGCCCCCCGUGAAAAAUCUGUUUGAAGUCUUUUGAAACCCUAAUUGGCUGUGGGAAGGAAAACAAACCUUAACAAACCCUCAAAAAAGACAAAUGAAAAUGAUACUAUAUUAUGUAUGGUGAAUCACAGGCAGAUAAUAAGUCGUCACUGUCAAUAAUCUUCCAAAAUUUCCUUUUUUUUUUCUUAUAGCAAAGAAAAAACAAAAUUUCGGUUGGGUUUUUUCUGUGUGCCGGGAUCUUUUUUGUAAAAAUCACCUGGCCUGUUUUUUUUUCUAUUUCUAUUCUAUCCCUCCCUUGCGCCUCUAUAUCCUUCUUAUAUCUUUCUCUGUCAUAACUUUUUAUCUCUUUGAAGAAAACUGCUGCCGUAUAGAGAUCACACCAUUCUGGGUUGGGCGAAAUCCGAAUCGGAACGACUAAAGGGCGCCGAUGUAUAUAUAUAUCUUUGGGGAGGGAAUGUUCGGGGGGGAAUAAACUCCCAUACAUACUUAUUGUGUAUAAAGGAGAUAUAUAUGUAUGGCUACUGGCGAAAUGUAGGACGACUUGUUUUCGUUAUUGAGAUGGUUCAUCGUUAUGUCAUCCAAUGCAAAAAACCAAACAAAAAAAGUUGCAUCUCUCACUCUCUCCCUUCUCCAUUGUUUUUUCAUUUGACUGUCUUUUGAUUUGAUUUUUCUUCACACGUCACCAGGUCAGUGUUUCUUUUUAAAAAAGCCCCAAAAAAUCUUACAAAAAAAAAAAACUAAAAAAAAAUUCUAUCUUUUUUUAAUUUUAGUCUCGAAUUUCUCUUUCAAUUUCUAUCUCUGUCUCUUUUUUCAUUUUUUCUCCGUCUUUUUGAAUUGAUUCGUUGUUUCAUUCUCUAUAACUCCACCUCCCUUUUCUCCGUUCUUCAUUCGACAUUUUACAUACAACCGAGAACGGUUUUUUUUCAAAGCACUGAAGCUACACCCACCUCCUUGCCUUAUUGUUUACCGUAUUUAACCGGAGAGGAAGAAAAAAAAAUCAAUACACAUGUUCAUUGCCAAAAA